UCGUAAGGGGGACGGUACAUAACCCAAGGUACCACUGUACUGAAAAAAUGAAAGAGAUUCCAGCAUCCUUUAUUCUAGGAUUCCCUCUUAACAUCUUUUGCAAAUGGCUUGGCAGAUAAAGCAAAGAGCAUUAGGGACAUAGGAUAGCCCUGUCAUUCCCUCUUUUGCAUGGGAAAUAUCACUGGGCUGAAAUACUAGCUAGUUAAAUGGGUUACAUAACCUUCUCCAACCCAGAGAGAAUUUUGGACCUACUGAGACUGAAGGGAGAUAUAGUUCAAAACAGGUAUAGAGCCCCCCCACAAGCUGGGGGAGUCUGGGUUACAUGAUUAUGUUUCCAGUCAGUCUGUAGGCUCAAUUACCCAAUUUUAAAAGUUUUGACCUUUAAAACAUAUCUCAUUGUGGGGCCAAGAUACUUGAAGGACUGCCUGUCUCCCAUGUGGUGUAGUGUGUGGGGAACAGAGGACCUUCUAGAGUAUUGGCACCUCAGUUAUGGUAUGUUCACAUUCUCCACCUAGCACAGCUUCCAUUGUCAUUUUGGUACCGGGAAAAACAUUUGCUUUCCUUUUUUUUUCAGACAUAGGUUUAAACCUGCUAGUCCCUCUCCUCUCCUUUUAUAUUUUUAAAAAUAUCAUUCUGCUUCCCACUCUCCCUUGUUUUUAUGAUUAUUUAAAUCUUGGAGGAAGCCAUAGUUCGUGAUCCCCAACGGCUUGGAUGCAUGGCUUGCAUGCACAAGGAACUGCAUGUUUCCUAUUGUGGGCCCAAUUUUGUGGAACUUCCUUCCCAUUGAGGUCAGACAAGCUCCCUCCCUACUGAACUUCCAAUGACUUAAAAAAAUAAAAUCUAGCAGGCAUUUUAAUUGAACUUUGAAUUUCUGGUUUUAACUGUUUUAUGUGUAGUGUGUUUGCAUACCACCUAGAGAACAUUUGUAGGUAAGUAGUAUAUAAAUUGUUUAAAUAAAAAUAAAUAAAUUUGCAUUUUAAUUGUAUUUGCAUUCCCCCCACCCCUGAAAAUGUACCACGGCAACUCUUACUGAAGUGUAGUGCAAAAAUAUUUAUAAUAAAUUGAAAUUUUGGUCAAAAGUAUUUUCUAGCUCAGUCCUAAGAGCUUACAGACAUGGCUAGAGUAUGAAGUUCAGAUGUUUGUAAGAAUUAUAAUGAUAUUACUGAAGUUAGUUUCAUUGGGAGAUUUCUUAUCUUGGUUCACCUUCAUCCUUACUAUCUAGUUGUUUUCCUUUCCAGACUAAAGUACACUCAAGCUGAGAAGAGCGGAUUUACCAUUUAGUAUCUGUGUGGCACCUGCCCAAAUUGCUGCUGGAGAAUGUCAGAAUUCCAAAGAAAUGCAGGAAACAUGCCUUCAGAGAAAGCUCUUGAUGAAGCUAUUGCUCAUUUUCUCAAAGAAUUCCCUGACAAGAAAAAAGAGAUUGAGGUGUGCAUCCAAUCCCUUCGGGAAAGGGCAGACGACAUUGACAAGACCCAUAAGGAUUGCACCAUUGCCAGCGUUACUGCCAGCUCUGCAAGUGCAGUUUCUGGUAUCCUGACCAUCGUGGGACUGGCCUUGACCCCUGUAACAGCAGGCGCAAGUUUAAUCCUGACAGCCACAGGCAUGGGCUUAGGGAUAGCGUCAGGAGUAACUGGCAUUUCUGCUGGUGUGUCCGAGAGCAUUAUUCAUUCAAUGGAGAAGAAAAAAUCGCAAGAACUGAUAAACGAAUGUGAGAAGAGCCUAAGAAUGGCGCUGAGCCUCGAGAAAAUUGGUUUCAAGUCUCAACUGCCCCCAGAUAACGCUAAUCUGGAAGUAGCCAAAACGGCAAUCACUUCGGGUUGUGCUGUUGCUAGGCUCAUUCCAACAGUGGUUGACCAAGCAACAGACAUUGCAGCAAAUGUAGAGGCAUUGGCAGUGGCUAGCACUAAUCCUGCCUUGAAGGGUUUGGCCAAGGAAGCAAGUACAGUAGGGACCGUAGCCAGGAGUGCAAUCAAGGGGAUUGAUCAGGUCGAUGAGGCAUUUAAAGGAACCGCCCUCGCAGCGAGCAAGACUGCUAGAGUGGCAGGGGCCGUGGCGUCCGGGGUUUUUCUUGCACUGGAUGCUUACUUCAUUACUAAGGGUGCCAUAGACUUGUCAAACGGGGCCAAGACAGAAAAGGCAGAUGAGCUCAGAGUCAAGGCUAAUAAAUUGGAGGAGAUGGUGCAGAACCUGGCAAAGUUCUACAUGGAACUGAAAGAAGAAUGGGACUGAACCGGGGACCCCAACCGCAUUGUGAGCUCAUUAGUUGUUAACUUCAGCCCAGGCAGUAAACAUGGCUAUUCCUCCUUCUGGAUAGUAAUAGUAAUGAUUUAUUAUUUAUACCCCACCCAUCUGGCUGGGUUUCCCCAGCCAUUCUGGGCGGCUUCCAACAAAAAAUUAAAAAACAUUAAAA
Molecule: messenger RNA, 2410 nt
Organism: Podarcis muralis (Common wall lizard)
Lineage: Eukaryota; Metazoa; Chordata; Lepidosauria; Squamata; Lacertidae
Source: RefSeq, a predicted model, not a curated record